Molecule: messenger RNA, 2597 nt
Organism: Ctenocephalides felis (cat flea)
Lineage: Eukaryota; Metazoa; Arthropoda; Insecta; Siphonaptera; Pulicidae
Product: protein NRDE2 homolog
Exons: 10
Coding region: 59-2575 (838 amino acids)
Biological process (GO): regulatory ncRNA-mediated post-transcriptional gene silencing; negative regulation of RNA catabolic process
Cellular component (GO): catalytic step 2 spliceosome
Source: RefSeq, a predicted model, not a curated record
AUAAAUUUGACAUUUGCUCAGAUUUGAUGCUUUAUAAAAUUAUUUCAUAAAUAUUGUAAUGGCAUUAUUCAAAGCCUAUAGUGAUGACAAAACAGAAAAAGAAGGUAGUGUUGAUCAACAAAACAUUGAAUUAAUUACUGAAUCUGAAUUUCCACAAAAAGUUGAUACACAUGGUAACAAACACGGGAGCGAUGCUUCUGAUAAUGAUUUAUUCUUUAUUGAUUCCAUGGGAAAUCAAAAUAAUUUAUUAGAUAAUUCAAAUGCUAGAAAAAUAGAAAGAAAGGAGGAUUAUGUUCAAAUACGAAAAACAAAAAAGAAAACUAAGAGGUAUUUAAAAAGAAAAACUUUAGAUUCCAAACCAAAUAUAUUUAAUUUGAAUGAUGAAUUGAAAAGUCUGCAAAGUUUGUUAUCACAUGAUGAAAAUAAUAUUGGCUUGUGGAAGGAAUUUAUUAACGCACAAGCAAAAAAUAUUUCUGUGGGUAAUGUUAAAGCCAUAACAGAGAGACAAAUCAGUAUUAUAGAAGAAGCUCUAAAAAAGAACCCCCGGAAUGCAGAACUUUAUGAUUUAUGGUUUCAGUGCAAUAGAAAAAUUUAUUCGCAUAAUGAUUUUACUAAAAUUAUUAUGGAACAAACAGAGAAAGAUUCUGGAAAUUUUCAAUUGUGGCUAGCGUUGAUAGAUUGCACACAGCAGUCAAUUUCAGAAUGCAAUGUAACUGUUGUAUUAGAGUUGUAUCAGAAAGCAAUGACCUGUUUUAAAAAAUUUCGUCAUCAACACACAUGCAACAAAGGAGUUUUAUUCAAAUUAUUUCAGCGUGUUACAGUAUUUCUUAGGCAAACGGGUUCUUGGAAGGAGCUGUUGUAUUUCUUGGAAUACACAAUGUGGCUGAAUUGCAGUGAUUGUGAGCUAUCACAAAUAUUUAAAUUUCCAGAAAUAUCUAACAGCAUUUUGAUAGAACUGGAAGAAGCGGUUCUUCAAUCUGGUUUACCAUUAUCUGAAAUUUGGUAUCGAAUUGAAUCUUUGCGUGAAACUUUCAAUUGGAGUACAGUUAAAACAGAUUUUAGCAAUUUGGCCUGCAAUCUUACAAUUGAAGAAAUGGAUGACUUGACAACAGUAUUUAGUGAAGAUACUACGAAAUUUCAUUUAUUUUUACAUAUAUUAUCUGUUUUGAGGAUACCAAUUUUACCAAAAAAUUACUCAUUUUAUGGAGUAAUAGGCUUGACUGAAAUUACAUGGCAUAUUGAUAGUUGUGAACAUAUUCUAUACUCGUUUUAUGAGACAAAUGAGAAGCAUUCUGAUAUAAUGCAAAUUUUGUAUGAUAUGUUAUCCACAAUCAUUGAUGGGCCUCAAUAUUGGGGUCCACGUCCAUUCACCUCUGAUUACUAUGAUUUCGCAACUACUUUAAUAAAAAAUCUAAUGCAUUAUUCAAAAGAUGAAUAUGAUAAAUUAGCAUUUGGGUUGUUGUAUAUCAGAUUUAUUAUGAUGCAUAUAAAUUUGAUGAAAUAUUCAAAAAAAACUAUUAAUGCAAAAAGCAUUAAGAAGAAAGUAAAGACAUUAUUAUCAGAAAAUAAUAAUUUAAAGUCUUCAAUUAUAUUGUAUGUAGAAUAUGCAAAACUUGAAGCUUGCAUAUCUGAUGUAUCUAGUGGAUUAAAUACAAUGAUGGCUCUAAUGAAUUCUGGAAAUUAUGAAGUUGCUGAAUUGUCAUAUUUAAUUAGGACUUGUAUAGAUUAUAAUUUAAUUAGCGACAGUAAAAAUCUUGAUAAACAACUGUACCUGAAGAUGCUAGCAAAACUUGUGCAUAAAGAACCAUUUAAUAACUUUGAUAUACCCAUAAUAGUGACAAAAUUUUAUGAAGCACCUUGUUGUACAGAAUUGAAAAAUGUUACAUCACACUUAAUUUUACCAAUUACACAAGAGCACUUUAUAUGUUGUGGUGCAUAUUUUGUGUAUUUUACUUUAGGAUUUCAAAAAGCUAUAGAGUAUAUAAAUAAAAUGAGCGAAAACGUUCAUUUUUUAAUAAAAGAAAGUUUAUUUGAAUGGGUUGCUGGUAUAAGUUACUUGCACUCAGAAGAAAAGAUCAUACAUAAUUGUUUAGAAGUUGCAAUUUCAGAAUAUCCGAAUAAUAGUAAAUUAUUAUUGGCAUAUGUGGCAUUACCUUUACAUUGGACAAAAAUAAAAGGAGUUCUUUCACACAGUAUUUUAGGGGUUACUCUUUUAAUGUGUUUUGCGAAAUUGAAAGAAUCAAUAGCUUUUGAUGAUACAGAAAGAAUUGCAUAUAAAAACAGGCAAUCGUCUAUCAUAAAUGAAGUAAUGAAAGAUGAAUAUUUAACUCAAUGUCCUUUUAUCUGGAAGAUAUAUUUGCAAUUUUUAUAUGAGAAUGGAUCUGAAAAAAUUAUGGAUACUAUGACACAAGCUAUCGAAAAAUAUCCUUGGUUGAAGGCUUUUUAUGUGUCCGGUGUCAGAUAUGUUCCACAAGAGCAUUCUGCUUUCCAAGACAUUAUUGCUGAGAAAGAAUUAACAUUGCUCGCAUUAACAGAAGAAUUGGAGAUUCUACGACAAGAUAAUCCAGAUAAAUAAUCAAUUAAUGAAUUGAAAAUGU